Messenger RNA from Puma concolor (puma), 2487 nucleotides. The record is from RefSeq and is a predicted model, not a curated record. Lineage: Eukaryota; Metazoa; Chordata; Mammalia; Carnivora; Felidae.
AUGUUCUCCGUAGGAACGAUCCCAGGCGGGACGCCGCAGAGCCCGGAGCCGGGGGCAGCUUCGGCCAGCUUUCCCAGCCUGGCCCCAGUGUCGGGCCGUGGGGAGGCUGAGGAGGAGGAGGACAACGAGCAAGAGCCGGCGGAGAUCUAUCUGUGUGCGCUGUGGACUUCAGGAUACUUGGGCAUCGCCUACUAUGACACUAGUGACUCUACCAUCCACUUCAUGCCGGAUGCCCCAGACCAUGAGAGUCUCAAGCUUCUCCAGAGAGUGUUGGAUGAAAUCAAUCCCCGGUCUGUUGUUACGAGUGCCAAACAGGAUGAGAAUAUGACUCGGUUUCUAGGGAAGCUUGCCUCCCAGGAACACAGAGAGCCUAAGAGACCUGAAAUUGUAUUUUUGCCAAGUGUGGAUUUUGGUCUGGAGAUAAGCAAACAGCGCCUUCUUGCUGGAAACUACUCCUUCAUCCCAGACUCCAUGACCACCACUGAGAAAAUCCUCUUCCUCUCCUCUAUUAUUCCCUUUGACUGCCUCCUCACGGUUCGAGCACUUGGAGGGCUGCUCAAGUUCCUGGGUCGAAGAAGAAUUGGGGUUGAACUGGAAGAUUAUAACGUCAGCGUCCCCAUCCUGGGCUUUAAGAAAUUUGUGUUGUAGGUGAUUUACCCUAACCUCAAGCAAAGUAAGACACACCCACACAUUCCUUUUUCUGCCGCUGCCUUGUAACAAGCUCAUUGCCUGCCCCUGCUCCCCACAGGAAUCCUCGAUAGAUGCCACUGUAAGUGGGGACAGAAGCUGCUCAGGCUAUGGUUCACACGUCCGACUCACGACCUGGGAGAGCUAAAUUCUCGGUUGGAUGUCAUUCAGUUUUUCCUACUACCCCAGAAUCUGGACAUGGCUCAAAUGCUGCAUCGGUUGCUGGGUCAUAUCAAGAAUGUGCCUCUGAUUUUGAAACGCAUGAAGCUGUCCCACACCAAGGUCAGCGACUGGCAAGUUCUGUACAAGACUGUGUAUAGUGCCCUGGGCCUGAGGGAUGCCUGCCGCUCCCUGCCCCAGUCCAUCCAGCUCUUUCAGGACAUUGCCCAAGAGUUCUCUGAUGACCUGCACCAUAUUGCCAGCCUCAUUGGGAAAGUGGUGGAUUUUGAGGGCAGUCUUGCUGAAAAUCGUUUCACAGUCCUCCCCAACAUAGAUCCUGAAAUUGAUGAGAAAAAACGAAGGCUGAUGGGACUUCCCAGUUUCCUCACUGAGGUUGCCCGAAAGGAGCUAGAGAAUCUGGACUCCCGUAUUCCUUCAUGCAGUGUCAUCUACAUCCCUCUGAUUGGCUUUCUUCUUUGUAUUCCCCGCCUGCCUUUUAUGGUAGAGGCUAGUGACUUUGAGAUUGAAGGACUGGACUUCAUGUUUCUGUCAGAGGAGAAGCUGCACUAUCGUAGUGCUCGAACCAAGGAGCUGGAUGCAUUGCUGGGGGACCUGCACUGUGAUAUCCGGGACCAGGAGACCCUGUUGAUGUACCAGCUGCAGUGUCAGGUGCUGGCGCGGGCAGCUGUCUUGACCCGUGUGUUGGACCUUGCCUCCCGCCUGGACGUCCUGCUGGCUCUUGCCAGUGCUGCCCGGGACUAUGGCUACUCAAGGCCCCGUUACUCCCCCCAACUCCUUGGGGUCCGAAUCCUGAAUGGCAGACAUCCUCUGAUGGAACUCUGUGCCCGAACCUUCGUGCCCAACUCUGCAGAGUGUGGCGGGGACAAAGGGAGGAUCAAAGUCAUCACCGGACCCAACUCCUCAGGGAAGAGCAUAUACCUCAAACAGGUAGGCUUGAUCACAUUCAUGGCCCUGGUGGGCAGCUUUGUGCCAGCAGAGGAAGCCGAAAUUGGGGCGGUAGAUGCCAUCUUCACCCGGAUUCAUAGCUGCGAAUCCAUCUCCUUGGGCCUCUCCACCUUCAUGAUCGACCUUAACCAGGUGGCGAAAGCAGUGAACAAUGCCACCAAGCAGUCUCUGGUCCUCAUUGAUGAAUUCGGAAAGGGAACCAACACGGUGGAUGGGCUUGCGCUUCUAGCUGCUGUGCUACGACACUGGCUGGCACUUGGACCCAUGUGCCCUCACAUCUUUGUGGCCACCAACUUUCUGAGCCUUGUUCAGCUACAGCUGCUGCCACAGGGGCCCCUUGUGCAGUAUUUGACCAUGGAGACCUGUGAGGAUGGGGACGACCUAGUCUUCUUCUAUCAGGUUUGUGAAGGUAUUGCCAAUGCCAGCCAUGCGUCCUACACAGCUGCCCAGGCUGGGCUUCCCGGCAAUCUCAUUGCCCGUGGCAAGGAGGUCUCAGAUUUGAUCCGCAGUGGGAAACCCAUCAAGCCUGUCAAGGAGUUGCUAAAGGAGAAGCAAAUGGAAAAUUGCCAGACGUUGGUAGAUAAAUUUCUGAAACUGGAUUUGGAAGAUCCCAACUUGGACCUGGACAUUUUCAUGAGUCAGGAAGUGCUGCCGGCUGCCACUGGCAUCCUUUGA